AUGGCUCGGAACGCUCCGCCAGUGUUGACUUCUCCCGACGUGUUUACGUCUGCGUGUUUCUCACCUUCGCGGCACUCUACAGAGGCCAAGCUCUCGACUCUGGGGAAACCACCUCCUUUUGCCAAAGCAGGCGACUCGACAUGCGCGGGAUCCCCCUCGCUGUCGCCCACACCUCUGACCUCGCCGGGCGCCUCCAGUUGCGCCUCGGCCUUUUCGGUUUUGUCGUCUCCGGUCUCUGCUGCCUCUGACUUCUCGACGCAACCGCGCGAACUUUGUUCCACCCCCCAUGCCUUCCCAACCUGGCCGGUAUCGUACGCUACCCCCGAGCCUGCGUUGCCUCUAGGGACGUCUGAGGAGGCUACUGCCUCUUGCGGGGGUUCUGCCAGCGUGGAGGGGCCAGCGAAGAUGGCCUCUGAAAUGCCCGCAGAAAGAAACACGACAGCAGGAGUGUCAGAAACUGCAAGCGUGUCCAUUGCUCGCGACACCGCGAACAGCACUUGCGACGAAUCGCGUGCGAGCAGCUCUCCUCAUUUUACUGUUCCUCAUACAUCCCGGAAGGGCUCUAAGGAGCCUGGGAUGCUCCGGCGAAGAGGACGGGAACCCGCAGCAGCGGAGAAGGUGGGCGGGGGCGCCGCCCCACGAACGGACUCCCCUAACGCGUCUGCUGGACUUCGCCGCUCCAUGCAUAGCGUGCGAGUCUCGUGCAGCGACAGCAGCCGGUCGACAACAACUGAGGCUGGAGCGGAGUUGGUCUCGAGCCACUGGGAGAGACAGACAUCAGGCGCCGUCACCCCAUCGAGUGGGACGAAUGGAGGGAAGGGACUUCCGGCCGUGGGGUCUCCGGACGCGUCCGAGGGCGACGUCAGUCUGGACACAACUGACAAUUCUGGGGAGAGCACUGUGUCGACGAGUCAGACGAUUCGCAGUAGCCGAUCCGCCAGCAGAAAGAGCAGUGUGGAACGGGGUGCCGAAGCUGUAGGCGCCGUCUGCGCCAAGGCCGUGAUGCUUCCGAUCCGCGCCAUUCAGCGAACGGAUCUGACGACUUGCAUGCGAAAGAAUAGAGAGCAUGGAGAGGGAACACCUGCAAACGCUAGGCGCUUCGGGGUUGGAGAAGGCGAAUGGUUUCCAGGUCCCGUUCCACGCGGACACACUGUCGGGAUCGAUGGCUGCACACCGAGGGCGAAUCCUUUCGUUGAUGAAGUAGACUCGCCCAGCGCCCCGUGCCCAGGCGCUGCCUCCGAGUUGUUCCGCUCCCUGGCUUCUGGUCUGAUCCUGUCGAUUGAUGGCGGCGGGGAAGAUGCGCCAGGCAGCGAGGAUGAACUGAUUUCAUUCGAGCGACUGGAAAGCUUCUGCGAUGCUGUACGUACACCAACCGCGCUCCGGAUCUCCGGCGCGAGCUUGUCGACGGACAGCAGCGAUGUAUCGGAGGCUACGCAACUCGGAUUCGCUGGUUUUCAAUCCCCGAGGGAGCCAUCGACGCCGCAGAGCUGCUGUGGGACGGGAAGUGCCGCCUUUGAAGCGAGGGAAUUCGGCAGGCGCCUCAUUCCGCAAACUCUUAACGGUAAAGCGGCACAGGAGGAGGGGCAGAAGAUAUCGUCCGUGAUGGGAGCGGGCGAGAAAUCACGAAUGAGCAGCGAUGAUGGCGCCCCAGAAUCCAAGGCCGCAGUUGUGAGGAAGAACGUGGUGUACAUACAAAACUUGGGGAGCCGCCGCGGCGAGGUGUCGCCGAUGGCGUGCGAGAAGAGAAACGCAGUCCUGGCCUUGCCUCGAGGCCCAGGAAUGGAAGACACAGAGGCCUUCGCAGAGAAGAAACGACUUCCAGUUGAACGCGGAAAACGCGAGAAAGAACCGUCGCUGUUUUGUUGCGCAUGUUGUGGGGGCCGACUGCUCUGCUCUCAGUGCAGCGCAACGAGCGACGUCCAUGGGAUAGAGCCAGCGGGGUACGGAGCGUCGAAUUCGAGCCUUCAGAGGCUGCAGGACAAGGCGACUAUCGGCAGGCGCAAUGGCGCAAAUGCGCGAGAGUCUGGCGCCUUGACGCCCCGAGGACAGUGCCGCGUGUGCGCAGAAAGCAUUUACUGCGGCUUUUGUGUGUAUCGCAUGCAGGCGACAGUCUCGGUAUCUUGCGCCCCUGCGUCGGAUCGGUUGGCUGGAAGAAGUCCCGAUGUGGAAGGGCCUGCCGACGCUCUCUUGCGAAGGCAUUUCAGCAACGGCGCCGCUGUCGAGGAAGGGUUGGACGGUGUUGAGGGCUCCGGGCGCGAAUCGGAGGUGGGUGCAACCGCGCUUUGCAUGCAGUACCUCAACCUCAACCCAGGGUGCCGACAGGGCUUCCCGUGUGUUCCACCGCAGUUCGGGGAAGCCGAACCAGAGACUGCCGCGGCCUGGUUCAGUGGCACAGCAGGUCAGGAGACAAAGCAAGGGAUUAUGGACCUUGGAGGAGGACCUCAAACGCAUUCCACUUCGGACAUGCUUGUUAACGGUCUAGGUUUCUUGGCAUCUUGCCCCCCCUCGGGAGCUGACUUCCGAGGGGCAGCUGCAGGGCAUGCGACUCACCACGCGCGGCAUUUCGCACAGUGUCAGCGACAAGCAUGUAGGUCCGUGGUGCGGGGGAAGUCUUUCCUUGAAGGCGAUCCCAGUGCAGGAUUGACCGAGUGCGGGCCUCUGAUUGGGUUGGACGGCAUCAUUGGGAGAGCUGGCAGUUUGGGAAUGGCCCCUCUUCAAGGAGACACUUUCACCUCGCCUCAAGUCGACAGAGGGGCUGAACAGGGGUCGGUGCCGAGGCAUUCGUGGGCUUGCGCUGGCCGUUUUCCAAUUCCAGGUGGAUUUCGCUUCGACAAGACCACCAAGACCGACUCGAGCCGCAAGCCAAAUUCCCCCCAAGAAGCGUGGAAACAAGGACUGGUGCCGACCUCCGGAGCCUGGUCAGUCGACGCAAACGCAGCUACCCACCUAUGCUCGACAACGCAGACGUCACUGUAUCGGGACUCCUGGGACUGGGCUUCCCUGUCGAGUGCUGCAGACGCUUGCUUGCAAGCGUCUGCCGGAAAAACCUCCGAUUCACAAGUUGCCAUGGAGACUGCUGGCGUGAAUCGCGCAGGCUGUAGUGGAGGUCUUGCAUCGAAUUCUACAUUGCGAGCAGGCGGACGUUUUGGCGAGGCAGCCAAGUCUCUCAGGCACUGCUUACCGACAGGUCGCGAAAACCCCGGGGUAAAGGAACAGGUGGCGCUGGAGACUGAAGCUUUCCGGACUUUGGCCAACGCAGCGGAAGCCGAGUGCCGCUUCUCGUCGCUCGAGUACACGCGUCUUGCAGAGCGGGCACAGGCCGAUGUCUUUUCAGGAGCGGGUCCCCCCGCUGGCAUGCUCUCGGGGUCGGGGCCUUACGGUCGGUCUCUCCGGUGGGACGUAGGCCACGCGCUCGGCGUAUCGCGACGCCUAGCUGAGUCGGCUGCGUUGGCGGCGCAUGCGCCCCACCCUCACAUCACAGGUUGCCCUCCUGACCAGCACGGCAAUUCGGGAACGCCAGUCUGUGAUUACCCGUUGCCCCAGAUGACGCCAGCGGCCGCUCCGCUGCCCUCCCUGAGACCGCGGCCGAGCUCGGAAGCCUUGAGCGAGGCAGCGUUCCCCAGACGGGAUCCCGGUCAGUUGCGGGGCGUAGUCCAGCCUAGGGAAGCCGAGAAGCGGUCCUGGGGUAGCGCGGAGAGACUGGAGGGCCUUCCAUGCAGUCAAACCCGUUACCUAGUCGCAAACUCGAGCAGUCCAUCCGGGCGCAGCAGUGUCCACGACGAAAAGGACGGGCCGGACAGCGCGUUUCUCCGAGAUCAGCAGUUGCACCUCUCCGCGGAAACUGCGGGGACAAGUGCUGUGACGAAGCGGAGGCGCGUCGAUCGGGCCACAGCCGGGCGGAAGGACAGCCGUGGCGACGCCGGCGCGUGGGGCACACCAGCUGGGAGGGUCAUGCCCGGGCGAGGACCUGGGACCUCAGAGGGUUCCAUAGACAUGGGAGGUUUCAAUGACGGGACCCGGUGCCAUCCGCGGCGAAGCGGCACCGGCGGCGUGCACUUGCGCCAAGCAGUGGCCACUGGCGAGAGGCGUGACACCGAGCAGAGGAGGCCAAUCCCACCUGACUCAGAGGGCGGGAAACCCGGUGUCUCCGCGGCCCGGAAGCAGUUGCUGGAGGCGGACGAAAGGGGAAAAGUGGAGAUGACGACAAUGCGGUCUCGGAAGCGAUGCACUCGGAAACAGGUUUCUGGCGACGCCCAUAUUCCGCAGGAAACAUGGCUGAGCUCUCCAGAAAGAAGUCGGAUGAAUGCUGAGGUGGGUCAGGUGAACGAACCCCGCGGGGUAGACAGUGGAGCCCGGUUCGGGAGUCCAGCCAGGUCGCUAGAGUCCGAGUUAGGUGGCGACGAGAGGGGAAGCAGUGGAGGCGCGGGCGAGCGUCGUGCGACUGUGGAAAACUCACAAGACCUUCCAGGAUUCGCUUGUUCGCGACGCCGAGGAGCUGAGGAACCAGGCCGCGGAAGCGCGACGAGCGGCUCUUGCAUGCGUGACGCUGGGGACCUAGUGACGGAGGCGAGCCGCCACGCUUUGGCUCGUGGCCGUCAAUCCACGGAGUCAGGAAACAUCGAACCAGCGGAGGGUUCGGCGUCAACUCUGGCAUGUGCAGAUGUGAUCAGCAGUCGACGCAGAACCGGUUCGUCCCGUUUCCCGUCGAGAGCGACGAGCAGGCCCGGAAGCGUGUCGCCAGGUGUGAAGACCUCGAAGCGACGACGCGGAGACAAGGGCUCCACGAACGACGAGUUGGCAGUAAGAGAGGGCGAAGAGCUGGCGCCUAGGCUGUCCGGUCCUGUCGGGGGGGUGACGCAGGAAGCCGUGCAGGAAGAAUCGCCCGAGGGACAGACCGAACCUGGGGAAGGAAACGAGCAAGGGAUGUUGAGCGGGGACAAGGGGGGCGCCGGGCCUGUGUCUCUCGAUGACAGCGAGAAGACCGAAACCCAGUCUGCUGAAAAAGAGGCGGCGAGUCCUCCCGGGCGGGGAAGCAACGGACGCUUCUGGCGUGCAGGCGGGGACGGCCGAGUUCUCUACGAUCAAUCGGGUCAGAAGAUUUCAGGCAUCUGGUUCGACAGCGGUCGACGCCUGUGGCGAGUGGUCUUCACGCAGGGAGAACGGAGAAGAACGAAAGGCUUCAGUCUGCGACAGUACGGAUUCGAGGAAGCGAGGAACAUGGCUGUCCAGUGCAAGCUCGAGAUGGAAGCUAGGAAGGGAGAGAAGACCAGCAACCCCGUCUCGCCUGCCAAGUAG
Messenger RNA from Toxoplasma gondii ME49, 5295 nucleotides. RefSeq names its product AP2 domain transcription factor AP2VIII-6 (gene AP2VIII6). The record is from RefSeq and is a predicted model, not a curated record. Gene Ontology annotation, molecular function: DNA-binding transcription factor activity. Gene Ontology annotation, biological process: regulation of DNA-templated transcription. Lineage: Eukaryota; Apicomplexa; Conoidasida; Eucoccidiorida; Sarcocystidae. The coding region runs from base 1 to 5295 and encodes 1764 amino acids. The transcript has a single exon.